Messenger RNA from Argentina anserina (silverweed cinquefoil), 2178 nucleotides. Its product is annotated as DEAD-box ATP-dependent RNA helicase 50. The record is from RefSeq and is a predicted model, not a curated record. Gene Ontology annotation, molecular function: mRNA binding; ATP binding. NCBI's taxonomy places the organism in Eukaryota, Viridiplantae, Streptophyta, Magnoliopsida, Rosales, Rosaceae.
UAUGAGUUCUGAAGCUCAUCCAAUAAGACAAGAUUAAUAGUUAUCCAAACCCAAUUGCCCAAAUCAUAGAAAUACUGAAAUGCUGGGCAAAGCUCCUGCUCCGGUAGUGAACCACCUAUGGCCAAAACGCAUUGACCCAGAAUGGAUGGUGGCACAGCAACACUGCAAGUGUAAUCUCCACCCUCUUCAGUUUAAGAAAUGGGGAAUAAGCUGCAGUCUUGGUCAGAAAGCUGUGGAUAACUCUGCUGCAGCUUAUGACCUCAUGGAUGACUUCAUUGUCUUGGGAGCUACCAACAGUGACUCUUCUGUAAUCCAUGACUCUCCCAAAACCAAUACCACUCAUAGAGAUAGUGACCAUCAACAGGGGGCACCUCCUAGGAGAGUUGCCAGAGGUGCCGGGAAUUUUGGGAGAUUGAAAGUCUAGAGUGUUAAAGCUGUAGUGGAGAAAGCUUCUCGUGUGAGGUGAGACAUGGAUACUCAUGAAAGUGAGAGUGAGCUAGAUGUACAGGAGACAUCACCAUUUAUCAAGACAAUUGAAGGUAUGAGGAAGAAUAAGAAAGCAAAUGGCAUCAGUCGGGGAAGGAGACUUUCGAAUCCUUCCAACUCACAUGAAUUUAGGGACACGGUCAACCCAUCUGAACCAGCUGACUACGAGGACAAUACUAGAGUAACUACAAAAGAUUUUUUUGAGCCACGUCCUGUGAGUAGGCAUAAAUCUUAUAUGCGUCAGAAGCCUAAUACCAUUGUAGACAGACGAAGGGCUUCAGUUUCAGGAAAAGGAUGGGGUAGUGGAGGGUCUGUACGUGAGUCAUCUGAGUAUCCAGACCUAGACCGAAGAAGGAGAGUGUCCAAUGACGGUGGCUUUUUCAUAAGGGCAUACUGAAUUAUCUAUACUUGUGGUGCACAUCUUGGAUAACUGCAGGCCAUGGCGUUUGCUCCAGUUCUUGCUGGAAAAAUCUCAAUUAUUGCUGACCAAUGUGGGUCUGGCAAGACAUUAGCCUAUCUUGCUGCUGUAGUUCAACGUUUACGGGAAGAACUUCAAGGACUGAGCAAGUCCUCAUCACAGAGUCCUCGAUUAGUCGUAUUAGUUCCGACUGCUGAAUUGGCUUCUCAGGUCAUUUUGGUCAAUUGCCGAUCAAUCUCAAAAUUUGGAGUUCCCGUCAGGUCUAUGGCAGUAACAGGUGGUCAGGUCUAUGACGCGUCUGUCACUAAUGUUUGUGGGUGAGAGGGGGUGUGUGUUUGUGAAUGUAUUUGUGCUUCUGAAUGUCGAUUAACCCACAUGGCACAUCAGGAUAUAAUAUAAACCUCUUGUUGCAGUGCCGUUCUGGAUGAGGUAGAUAUUCUCUUUAAUGAUGAAGAUUUUGAAGCAGCACUGCAAAGUUUGAUGCAUUCUGCACCUGUUACCACACAAUAUCUUUUUGUGACAGCAACUUUACCACUUGGCAUUUACAACAAGUUAGUUGAAAAUUUUCAAUCAUAUCAAGUGGUCAUGGCACCUGGAAUGCACCGAAUAAGCCAUGGCCUUGAAGAGGUUCUUGUAGAUUGCAGUGGAGAUGAUCGGAGCGAAAAAUCUCCAGAGAUGGCAUUCACAAAUAAAAAAUCUGCUCUUCUGCAGCUUGUGGAGGGAAGUCCAGUUCCCAAAACAAAAGUUUUUUGUAACAAGACUGAGACAUGCAGAAAAGUUGAGAAUGUAUUGUCACGCUUUGACAGAAGCAGAACUCGUGUUCAAGUCCUGCCAUUUCAUUCUGCUUUGGCUCAAGAUUCACGGCUUGCAAACAUGAAGGAGUUCACCAAUACUCGUUCAGAGGAAGUGGCACAGUUUUUGGUCUGCACCGAUAGGGCAUCACGUGGAAUCGAGUUUCCUGGUGAGGAUCAUGUCAUACUCUUCGACUUCCCCCGUGAUCCAAGUGAAUACGUGCGACGGGUUGGAAGAACUGCGAGGGGUGCUGGAGGAGUGGGCGAGGCAUUCAUUUUUGUCGUCGGCAAGCAAGUCUCUCUUGCACGAAGAAUAAUGGACAGGAACCAAAAAGGUCACCCAGUGCAUGAUGUACCAGCUGCAUAUGAGCUUUUGUAUUAAUGUCCCCACUGACCAGAUUGUAAACUAGAUGAGUAUAGAAUUGUCAAAGAGCCAACAGAUAGUAUCUCAUUCUUUCUGAACCUCAUACAACCUUUUUGUAU